Molecule: messenger RNA, 1262 nt
Organism: Oncorhynchus tshawytscha (Chinook salmon)
Lineage: Eukaryota; Metazoa; Chordata; Actinopteri; Salmoniformes; Salmonidae
Exons: 10
Coding region: 232-858 (208 amino acids)
Biological process (GO): synaptonemal complex assembly
Cellular component (GO): synaptonemal complex
Source: RefSeq, a predicted model, not a curated record
CCGUCGUUGUGCUGCUGGCCCAUCGGGCACCUGUCGCGGAACGGGGCGAGGUUGUCCUAACCCGGCCCUGCCCCGCGCGCUGCGAUCACACGUCGAAUGCCGCCAAUUUAUAACGUCCCUGAGGGAAAGACCGCAGACAGUUAUCUAUAUUUUAAAUGUUAGGAGAAUUUAUUUCACGAUAAAAAGGUCGUUUUCUCUUUCUUUUUGGAAGGAGAAAUCAAAGUAUUCAAAAUGAGCGUGUAUGUAGGUUCAUCUUUUAAUGUUGAGGAUGUCCUUAGACCUUCUACGAAAGAGGGUGGGCAUGAAGAUGUCGAGCCCAAAGUUGAGCAUCUGAUGAAUAAACUUAAAAGGCUGCAACAAGGUAAGAGAGCUAUAGAGGAGGAGGUGAAAGAGGCCCAGUCACUCAGAGACUCUCUGCAGGAAGAACUCGAUGCCUUACAGACGGAAGCUUACCAACUGGAGGGAGUCCACAAAGAGAAAGAAGAGUCGUGCAUGGUGCUGCAGUUCCAAUGUGAAGAGAUGGAACAGGACUCUACCAGGCAGCAGCAGCUUAACAGGAAGAGUGAGGACCUGAUAGAACAGUACAGAUGCCAGAUCCAGGAGACUAAGCUCAAACACAGGAAACACCGGAUGAAGUUUGAAAACCAGCUCCAGCAGCUGAUAGAGCAGCAUAAGAACCUGCACUCUGUCUUUAGCCCAGACAGACUGCCUGCUGAAAUAGAGAGCGUUGAAAACGCCAAGUCUCAGCUGCUGAAGGCUGAACAGCUGAAGUUGUCUCAGCUCUGCCAUCUAGAGGAGGCACUGGAUGAGGCCAGGAGGCAGACUUCGACUGACACAGCAGACAAACACACAGACUGAACCCUGGAACCGUACACUGUAAAAACGACCACUGUGUACAAUUACAGAUAUUACCAUGGCUCAUAGUUAGAGAGGGUUCCGUGGGUAGAAGCAAAGUUGUGAAUGUUUUGUGAUUGUUCUUCUGCCCUUGAUGUUGUUUAUUGAGGUCCCCUGUUUGAUGUUGUGGUUCUGAAUCAUUUGUACAUCAUUCUUUAUUAAUUAUUUAUUUGCUGCUGAGCUGUCUGCUUUUAAACAGAUUAAAUACAGUUGUCUAUGUUACGUGUUUGUGGAUUGAGAGUCUCACACGGAUAAGAAUAAACAAACAUCACCAACAUGAAUGCAACACAGACAGUCACCAGUGGUGUAAAGUACUUAAGUAAAAAUACUUUAAAGUAAUACUAAAGUAGUUUUUGGGGGUAUCUGUA